This is a messenger RNA of Symbiodinium sp. CCMP2456, 495 nucleotides long. The record is from the annotation of a GenBank genome assembly. Lineage: Eukaryota; Dinophyceae; Suessiales; Symbiodiniaceae.
AUGGCGAUAUAUGAUUUCGACUAUGGUCUGCAGGGUCAGGUGCAAAUGGAGGCUUGGUCAGCAUGUUAUGGCUCUGGACUGAAUCCCCAGGCCUCUCCAUUCCUGCCGCGACAGAAGGCAGCACAGGAGUGGCGGGCAUUGCUUCGGCGCCUCGCCGCAACACCGCUGCCGCUGGGCCGAGAGGCGCUGCUCUGGGCAAGAAGGUUAGAAGAUGCGGCAGCAGCAGCUGCCAUUGGUGGACAAAGCUCCAGAAUCGAUUGGCAGCCUCGCCGGAAAUCUACGGCUCGACAGGAGCCAGCCCCUGGGCUGAUGGGCAACACAGGUGGAACCCACGCGCGCGAGGCAAGCGUCGGGCUCGCAGCUUUGGGCCCCAAAGGCGGAGGCAAACGCCAGGAUGCUUGGAAGUGCCACCGCAGAGCCAAAGCUCGAGGCAGUUUCAAGAUGCGACGUCCGCAGAGGCCACGCAAGCAACUGCACGGAGGCCGAGACCCCUGA